AAUGGAUUCAGCAUUGAGACAGCUCAGCUUUUCUCUCUGCCAGCCCUCAACAUGAUAUGGACCGGAGAACUGGAGACAAUGGAUGUAGAUGGUUGAAGUCAAAGGGCUUCCACAAGAGAAGACUAUUUUUCUUCCUGGAAACCUAACAAGCCAGCAGCUCUGGCAUCCACUGGGGAUGGCUUACUGAGAGAAGUCAAGCCAAAGACACCUACAGUAAUACUCAGCCAUGUCGAAAAAGGGGCGUAACAAGGGCGAAAAGCCCGAAGCCCUGAUCCUUGCUCUACAAGCUGCAAAUGAAGACCUCAGGACUAAAUUAACAGAUAUUCAAAUUGAGCUUCAUCAGGAAAAGUCAAAGGUGGCAAGACUUGAGAGGGAAAAGAACCAGGAAAGCAAGAGAAUAAAGGAGCAAGAGCAACACAGACACACAGCUACUGUUUCAGAGCUCAAGGCAAAGCUGCAUGAGGACAAGAUGAAGGAGCUUCAAGCUGUAAGGGAGAACUUAAUCAAACAGCAUGAGCAGGAGAUGUCUCGGAUGGUUAAACUAAAAGAGUCAGAGAUCCUGCGGCUCAAGUCUGCUGUAAAUGCUCUACGAGAUGGCAGCAGUGACAAAGUAAGGACAGCUCUUACAACAGAGGCGCGUGAGGAGGCCAGGAAAGUGUUUGACUCUGAGCGCCUUAAGCUCUUACAGGAGAUCACAGAACUGAAGUCUGCUAAGAAACAGGUGGAUGAGGCCCUCAAUAACAUAAUCCAAGCUGACAAAAUAAAAGCUGGAGAUCUAAGGAGUGAGCACCAGUCCCACCAGGAAACUAUUGCAAAAUUUAAAUGGGAAAGUGAGAGGGACAUCCGUAGACUGAUGGAUGAAAUUAAAGCAAAGGACAGGAUAAUAUUCUCCCUAGAAAAAGAAUUGGAGACACAAAUUAGCUCUCUCCAGAAACUGCAGUUGCAGAAAGAAGCUUUGGAUGAGCAAUUAUUUCUGGUGAAAGAAGCGGAGUGUAAUUAUAUAGGAAGCCCCAAACGUGAAAUCCCAGGAAGGGCAGGAGAUGGAUCCGAGCACUGUGGAAGUCCGGACUUGCGAAGGAAUCAAAAAAGAAUGGCUGAGUUAAAUGCUACAAUCCGUAAACUGGAGGACAGAAAUACUUUGCUUGUGGAUGAGAGAAAUGAACUGUUACGGAGAGUCCGAGAAGCAGAAAAACAAUGCAAACCUCUCCUAGAAAAGAACAAGUGCCUCACUAAAAGAAACGAUGAAUUAAUGCAAUCCUUGCAACGUAUGGAAGAGAAGCUGAAAACCCUUUCUAAGGAGAAUGCAGAGAUGCGAGAGAAAAUCAUAUCCCACCCACCAUUGAAGAAGCUGAGAUCCUUAAAUGACCUUGAUAAAGCUGAGGAGGAGCAAGAGAUAGAAUUCCUGAAGUUACAAGUGGUAGAACAACAGAACAUCAUUGAUGAUUUAACAAGGGAUAGAGAAAAACUUAUUAGACGGAAAAAACAUAAAAGAAGUUCUAAGCCUAUAAAGAGACACUUGGUGGACACUGUAUUUGGAUAUGAUGAUGACUCCAUGGAUUCUGAAACAUCAUCAGUAGCUUCCUAUCGAACAGACAGGACGCCAGCCACACCGGAUGAUGAUUUAGAUGAAAGUUUAGCAGCAGAAGAGUCUGAGCUAAGGUUUCGUCAGUUGACUAAGGAAUACCAGGCAUUGCAAAGGGCCUACGCUUUGCUCCAAGAACAUACAGGCAGUAUGAUAGAUGCAGAGAAAGAGACACAGAUUCAAGAACAGAUGCAAACAGACGCCGUACGCUAUAAAGCCAAAAUUGAAGAUCUUGAAAAGGCAUUGGCUGAAAAGGGACAGGAUUCCCACUGGGUGGAUGAAAAACAGCUUUUCAGAAAACGAAAUCAGGAAUUAAUAGAAAAGAUUGAGAAACUGGAAUCUGAAAAUAAUCGUCUACAACAAGAACUGCAAGAUGCUAGAGACCAGAAUGAGUUGUUGGAAUUCCGCAAUUUGGAGUUAGAAGAGCGAGAACGAAGGUCGCCUGCAUUCAAUUUACAGAUUCAUCCAUUUUCUGAUGGAGUCAGUGCCCUACAGAUUUACUGCAUGAAGGAAGGUGUUAAGGAUGUCAACAUACCGGAUCUAAUCAAACAGCUAGAUAUUCUGGGAGACAAUGGGAAUCUAAGGAAUGAAGAACAGGUUGCCAUAAUUCAAGCGAGCACCGUGCUGUCAUUGGCUGAGAAGUGGAUACAACAGAUUGAAGGUGCUGAAGCCGCACUUCAUCGGAAGAUGAUGGAGCUGGAGAGUGAUAUGGAGCAGUUCUGUAAACUGAAGGGGUAUUUGGAAGAAGAACUGGAUUACAGGAAGCAAGCACUAGACCAAGCAUAUGUGCGAAUACAAGAUUUGGAGGCCACCUUGUACAACGCAUUGCAGCAGGAAUCGGUUAUCAAAUUUGGAGAGUUACUCAAUGACAAGCAACAAGAUGAACUGAGAAUGGCUGUGGAAAAACUGAGGAGGCAGAUGUUACGGAAAAGCAGGGAAUUUGACUGUCAGAUCCUGCAGGAGAGGAUGGAGCUUCUCCAGCAAGCUCACCAGAGAAUAAGAGACCUGGAAACAAAAACAGAUAUCCAGAAGAGACAAAUUAAAGACUUAGAGGAAAAGAGUUCUAGGAAAUAUGGAUGAAUCCUUGCAAAAAGAUCAUCGCUUCCAUAUUUGCAGAAAGGAGAACGUUGUUUACACUGGUACUGCAGUGACACAAGACCUUGGAAUUGGAAGCAACUGUCCCUUAUCUGGUAUGUUUUGUUGCAGUGUGGCCAGUUGGAGGUCACAAUAUACAUUCUACACUCAGUGGAAAUGUAAGCGCUUAUUCUUAAAUAGAACAUAUGUCCUGAAGAGGAUCAACAGGUCAAUAGAAGAAUGCGUCUUGGGCAUAGAACCAAAGCUAAUGAGAAACAAUCUACUCCCUGCUGUGCAGGGGAACACUAUUAAUGUAACACCAUAUAUCCAAUGAAAGAAUUAGGAACAAAUAAGCUGCAAAUGGACAAAGCUGGAGACGUAUCCCCAUCCCGUCCAGGUCAUUUACAAUAAAAUAUUCAUUGAUUACAGUCUGGUUUACUUAAUACAGGGAUGCUAUUCGUCUCAACUCAGGAAUAGUGACAACUAAAAUGUAACUAAAGUCCGGUGGGUAAAUAGGAUUUACCAGUCUAACACUGAAGACUUGCUGGGC
Bufo bufo (common toad) is the source of this 3206-nucleotide messenger RNA. RefSeq names its product janus kinase and microtubule interacting protein 2 (gene JAKMIP2). The coding region runs from base 227 to 2662 and encodes 811 amino acids. Gene Ontology annotation, molecular function: microtubule binding; kinase binding. The record is from RefSeq and is a predicted model, not a curated record. The transcript has 22 exons. Lineage: Eukaryota; Metazoa; Chordata; Amphibia; Anura; Bufonidae.